Messenger RNA from Artibeus jamaicensis (Jamaican fruit-eating bat), 5302 nucleotides. It is a transcript of the gene SPTY2D1, whose product is annotated as SPT2 chromatin protein domain containing 1. The record is from RefSeq and is a predicted model, not a curated record. The transcript is spliced from 6 exons. Gene Ontology annotation, cellular component: nucleolus. Bases 164 to 2182 code for a protein of 672 amino acids. Gene Ontology annotation, molecular function: histone binding; DNA binding. Gene Ontology annotation, biological process: regulation of DNA-templated transcription; nucleosome assembly. Lineage: Eukaryota; Metazoa; Chordata; Mammalia; Chiroptera; Phyllostomidae.
AGGGGCGGUUAGACGGCAUUGGAAGGCGCCGGAAGUGGUCGUGCAGGGGCGGGGUGGGAAAGGGGCUGGCCAGCCAGUUUAUUUGGCUGCAGCCGGCCGCCGGGGAAGGGCGCUCUCUCCAUCCACUCCGAGAGCCUGGCCCAGUCUGGGGGAUUCGGUCAACAUGGAUUUCAGGGAAAUUCUCAUGAUAGCUUCUAAAGCACAAGGCGUCAACAACGUACCGAAAAGGUAUAGUUUGGCAGUGGGUCCUCCUAAAAAAGACCCAAAAGUUAAGGGUGUUCAAUCAGCAGCCGUGCAAGCUUUUCUCAGAAGAAAGGAAGAGGAGCUCAGACGAAAAGCCUUAGAGGAGAAAAGAAGAAAAGAACAACUAGUGAAAAAGCGAAUUGAGCUAAAACAUGACAAGAAAGCGAGAGCUAUGGCCAAGAGGACGAAGGAUAAUUUCCAUGGUUACAAUGGGAUUCCUAGUGAGGAAAAGUCAAAGAAGAGACAGGCAGUGGAAGGCCACACGAGUCAGGGAACAGACCAAGAGUACGAGAUGGAAGAAGAGGAUGAAUUCCUAGAAUACAAUCAAGCAGCAUCAGAGCAGGAGUCUGAGGAAGAGCCAGAACCUCCCAAAGUUGAAAGCAAACCAAAGGUCCCCCUUAAAAGUGCCCCACCACUCAUGAACUUCACUGAUCUGCUGAAGCUGGCUGAGAAGAAGCAGUAUGAACCAGUGGAAAUCAAGGUAGUAAAGAAAACAGAAGAGCGGCCUAUGACUGCACAGGAACUUAAGGAGCGAGAAUUUCUUGAACGAAAGCAUAAGAAGAAGAAACCUGAGGCAGAUGCAAGACUACCUCCAACCAAAAAGGCACCCUCUCAGAAAGAAAGUGUGGGCACAAAACUUAGCAAAGUUUCUGGGGACAAACGUCCUUCUUCCAAAGGUGCUCCCCUUCCUCACGCUGGGAAAAAAUCCAGACCCAUCACUGCUAAUGAGAAACACUUGGGUUUGUCUUCAUCCAAAUCCAUGCCGAGAGAGAGGACCAAAGCGGGAUCCGGCAGUUGCUCCCAACCCCCGCUUCGUGCAGGCCAUGACAGACCUGUUUUCAAUGGGGCUGGAAAGAUCCACUCAAAUACUUAUUCACCAAGUGUCCCAAAGACUUCUGUUAAAGGGACUCAGAAAUCUGCUGAGCACAAAGCCAAAAAAUCUCCUCCGCAUCCUAGCCAUUCCAGGCCUGGGCCCAUGGUCACCCCACAUAAUAAAGCUAAGAGUCCAGGCAGUAGGCAGCCAGGCAGCAGCUCCAGCUCAGCCUCUGGGCGGCCCAGCAUAGGGACUGCUCGGCCUACAGUUAGUUCUGGCGCCGUGCCUAGGCGCCAGAAUAGCAGCUCCAGCUCAGGACCUGAGCGAUCCAUCAUUGGGACCAAGAGGCCAGCCAGUGACUUAAAUCCUUCUGGACGGACAGUCAGUGGUACAAGUGGCCCUAGACGACCCAUCAGUGGGCCAGGUGCCUCUGGGAGAUCUGUAGUCAGCUCUGGUGGUCCUGGGUGGCCUGUGAAUACUCCACAUGACCUCCGACGACCAGUGAGUAGCUCAGUGCCCAUGAGGCGGUCAGUCAGUGGCCCUGGACAUUCAGUAAGUGGCUCAGUUCCAGCUGGACGGACUGUUGGUAGUUCAGGCCCUGGAAGACCAGUGAGCAGCUUGGGAACUGGGCGAAUAGUUAGUAGUAGUAGUAGCUCAGGACCCCCCUUGAAGCCCAGGUGCACUGUUGUCUCAGAAACAAUUUCUUCCAAGAAUAUCAUUAGCCGGCCCAGCAAUGGACAGAUGAACGGAAUGAAGCCUUCCUUGUCUGGCUACAGAUCUGCCCAAGGUCCUCAAAGGCUUCCCUACCCUAGUGGUUAUAAAAGGCAACGAGACUAUGAAGAGGAGGAAGAUGACUAUGACUCUGAAAUGGAAGACUUUAUUGAAGAUGAAGGAGAACCUCAGGAGGAAAUAUCCAAGCACAUUCGAGAAAUCUUUGGCUAUGACCGAAAAAAAUACAAAGAUGAAAGCGAUUAUGCCUUACGUUACAUGGAGAGUAGUUGGAAAGAGCAGCAGAAGGAAGAAGCAAGGAGUUUGAGACUAGGUAUGCAGGAGGACUUGGAGGAGAUGAAACGUGAGGAAGAAGAAAUGAAAUGCCGAAAGGGCAAGAAGCUGAAAAGGCAUUAGCUGCUGCUUUUAUUUAUUUUUGUGAAAUUCUGGAGACACUCUGCUGCAAGGAAGUCCUGCCUUCUGACUGAAGAAGCCCCUUUAUCAUUUUAGAUUUAUACUUGGGUCCUAAGGAGAAGGAAUGCAUACUGUAUAUUUUGAGCAUAAAGUAUUUUCAAAUACUUUCCAGGGUGAAAUCUGUAAUGCAGAUGACAUCCUGCCCAGUGAGUGCUCUUAUGAGGCAGGUGCCAGCCUUGACCCUGAUGAGCUAUGCAUUCUAGUGUGGGGCUACUUGACAGUCAGCCGAUCUUCCCUGUUCCUUUGCUAGGUUAGAAAGGAAAAAAGAUUGCUUCUUGACUUCAUAAUUCUGCUGAUGCGUGAGUGGGGCAAUGGCCGGCUCCCAAACUUAUUUUCUUUUCAUAAGGAACCUGGCCCUUGCACGAAUGUUGCCAGCAAUAAAGUGACCUGUCCUAAUCUAUGCGUUUGGAUUGAGAACUUGAAAAUGUAGACUUAGAGUAGGCUUUAUAAUUAUCAGAUGGAAGUCAUCUCUGUGACUUUGAAGUGAAAAGUAGAAUAAAUUAUAUUGUAUUCUGUAUUCAUGGAUUGGAUGCUGAGCAUUCUUAUUUGCUAAUUUAGGUGAUUAGGCAAUUAAAAAAUUCUCAAGUUAAAAUACAAGUUAUGCCAUUUAGUAUAAAAAUAUUUUUUUCAAGCUUUCCUUUGUAAAAUAGACAAUGUCAUUUCUGAUUUUUAUCUAAAAAUUCAUUUUUAUAUUGAAGAAAAUAUUUUACUCAAAAAUUAGAGUUGAAAAAGUAAUAGUUUAAAAAAAUAAGCAAGUGACAUGUGAGGCUGCCCUACUGCCCACCCCCCACUGUAAAGCUACUUUGGAAUCCAAGGUGCCCUUGUAUCCCUUAAUAUUAAUGACUUUGAAUUUUUAUCUUAAAAAUUCCUUAGCGAUUAAUGGCAAAAACCAAAAACUAAAUUCAUGUGUAUCAAGAGCACCACUUUCUCUUUUUGCCCAUAUUGCACUUUUAUUUCAAACUAUGCACUGUGAAGAGAUUUUUGCCCCCCAGGUGGAAAAGGAUGUUCGUUAUACUGGGCUUUGUUCCACUUUUCUUUAAGCCCUAGCUAAAGACCUGCUAUCUCUUAAGCCUCAAAUCCCAGCAGUUCCACUCAGGCUGACUUAGGUUCUGGCUGGAGAGAAGCCAAGUCUCAAGGAAAGUCAGCAACAGAAAAUGAGAUGGUGAGAGUGGAGAGCAUUUGUCCUUGAUUCUAAAUGUGGAGGGUUGGGGACAGCGGGACAUAAGCUUGUAGAACAGCUAUACAAUAUUGUGGCUAUUUAAGCCAUUGGGUGAUGAUUAAGAAAGAGAAGUUGUUCUACAAAGAAUCCUUACUCUUCAGUAGGUCCAAAACUUGUUUUGGUGUAUUCCUUUUUAUCCAUCAAGCUUUCUUUAUUCUCCAAGUUUGAGCAUUACAGAUGACCAUCAUCCGCCUUCCUUCAUGGGUCAGCUGUGUGACCUAGUCCCUUAAAACUCUGACUCAUUUUGAAUUGACUUUCAAACUUUGAAAGUGCAAGGGUUUAAUUUUGAAGUUGAAUCCAAUGAAAGGUGUCGUUAUCCCUAGGAAUAACACCCUUUCUAAUGUUCCACACAGACUGUUACACUGGUGGCAGAAAACCCUAUUAACUGCCUCUCACCCAUCUCGGACCUUCAGUGAAGUUGCGGAAAGGGUAGUGAGGUUCCAUGUGAUAAACCAGGUUGGGAACAGCAUUUCCUUUGCUGUCACUUAACGUGGUUUUUCCUCCAGAAGUUUUUAUUCUUGGAUAUAUUUUUUUCAAUAUUCCAAACUCUCUGAUAUUGGCCAUUACAAUCAAGUACUUGUUACAGAUGAAAGAUUUUCGGUGGCUUAAAUUAACUAGCACUUUACUCAGUGAUAUUGAGCAGCCAUUUGUACAGAAAGGCACCAUCGUGCUAGAGAAAAGUUGCAGAACUUGGUGAGGAGUCAGGCUGUGUCCUGUGCCUGUCACUUCUGAGUGCAUUCCUUCUGUAAUGUAGAUGUUAGUUUUGCUAUUAUUUAACAUUGACAUUCAGAAAAAGGCACCUCUGUAGCUCAUUUUUUUUAUAAAAUUGAGUCUUUCCAGUUAGUUUUGGCCUUGUUUCCAAAUGUGGUCUUCCAUUUUGAUCUUUAAUUCCUGACCACUUGUACAAAAAGCUCACAACCUUUCAAGAAACUGGAGUAGGCUGUUAUUUUAUCAGGGUUUACAAAUUAAGUGCAUGACUUUUAAUGUACUCUCUACUGUUCAUUUUCAGAUUUUCCUAAGUCAAUAUUUGAAGAUGUGCCUUUUAUUGGGUAAUGCUAGUUCACGAAUGUAGUAAUGUUAUUCCACAAUUGUAAUAAUGUUACAUGAUCAUGGGCGUGGUGCUCUAACAGAUGAUGUGAAAGGAAAAGAGUUUUCAUAAAACUCAUAUGCCUCUGAUUGCACAGUCCCACUUGCUUUUAAUGUUGCUAUGACAAAGCAAGGGGCACUUUCUUGUAAGGCUACUUCAGAACUUUUCUUAGUAUUUUCUCUAAGCUACAGUAAAAGCUGUUAUGUCCAUCUGGAGGCCAGGGGACCACCUGUCACGGGCAGCUUACCUGUGUGCCGUGAAAAGGUUCAGAGACUGUUAGCAAAAAAGAAAGUCUAUGGGAACUCAAAAUUUUAUGUUUUAAAUGGAAUCCCCAAGAUUUUCUCCAAGAAAUAAUUGACUGUUUUUGUAUUUUGUAACUUCAAAGCAGCUAUUAGUACAUUUCUGAGAUGUAGCAGGAGACCAAAACAUGUUUGGAAAGAGAAUAAAUCUAUAAGAGAGACUGGUUGGUUUAUUUUCAAUGUGCUGAAUAUAUCAAACUACUAUUUAUUUUGUGUGUGUAUGUGAUGAGACAAAUAUUCAGGUGUGUAGUGUAUAAUUAAGAAUGGGAUAUAGAUUUCUUUGGAGUUAUUAAAUCCAUCAUGUCUUUUAUGUAAUGGAUGAAUCAAGUUUAGAAGCAUUUAUAGUUUAGCUUGUUAAUCUGGUGCUGUUGACCUGCAAGAGAAUCUACUUUUGCAUAUAUAGGUGAAAGUUUUACAAUUUAUGUAUGAAGAAAUUGUAGGCAUUAAAAAUAUUUUAU